GCAGAUUCCUUUAGCUCAAGGAGAUGCUACAGAGCAAAUUUUAACAGGUAGCUAGGAGUGAAUAUGAAGUAAUAUCUGAGGUGGAAUAAGUCAAUUCUUUCGAGAGCGGCAGACCAAGAGAAAAGGAAAGACAAGCAAAGUGAAAGACCAGUGGUUUUCGGCACCGCUCAAGUGCAACGCGAGUUCGUUUCCUCUCGAUAUACGUCCGCGGAAACUCAACCAGUGAGAUGAAACAUCUCGUCCGCCGAGGGAAGCCACCCAAAACUUCAAAGGAAACAACCAGCCAAAUCACAUCGAAAAUCAUGAGUGUUUCAGCCUUGAAGUGGAAACUCGGAGGGAGAAACAACAAGAGGGCCUUCAUGAAGGUCAGGAGUCACUCGUCACACUUGUGGCGAGUCAAAUCGCUUUGCCAAAGACUGCCAAGACAAGGUACGACAAGGAAACUCAUAGGCGUUUCCACAGGCGUGAAGUGAGGGGGAACAAACCUUUGAUAAUUCCAGUUCAAGGGCAUUACUUCAAACAUUGGGCAUAAGCCUUUACCUCAGGAAUGGUGCACCAGACUCGACAGUGCAUCGAUAAGGAUUGUGGGUGUCAGAAACACAUUCAAGGUUUCUGAGGAUGGACAACCAGCCAAAAUCGUGGAAAAGGAUCAUAGAGAAUCGCAUGAAGAUAAGAGAUUAUUAUAAUGUGGAUUGUGAUGAGCUGCUUCGAAGCUUGACAGAGAAGGGUGUCUUCACCGUGCAAGAAGAAAGAGGGAUCCGAGAAUUAAAAGGCCCAAAGACGAAGUUUGACAAGCUCUUCCAAGUUCUCUUCACCAAGGAUCCGCAAAGAUACUUCGACGUCUUCCUCGAAGCCCUAAAUCACAUUGGAAGGAAGGACGUCGUGGACUUCUUUCAAGGCAUGUCCGAGGUGAGAGGAGGACCAUCAAGGUUAUUAGGAGGUCUUCUUAGAGCGAACUGGGAGACAUUGAAGACCAGCUUGGUUCAUGAAAAGGUGGCAAUACACAGCUAUCUGUCAAGACUCCUUCCUGAAGAAGACCAGAGUUACAUUUCGAAAGUACCAAAGAAGGAUCAAGUAGUCAUCUUUCUGGCCAAAUUAGUGAACGAGAUCAAUGCAAGGAAUUUCGAUAGCUUUCUGGACCUGCUAACAAUCGAUGAACAGGAUCAUGUCGCCAGAAAACUUCGAGGGCAACCAAAGGGUGAGCGACCAAAGUCCCUGCAAGAAUUCUUCCUCAUGAAAUGGGAGUACCUGUGCGACCAAUUGGACCCCGAGAGUCUCGCAGGUCCCCUGUUCUCGAGGGGAAUUCUACUCUCCGGAGAUUUGGACGAAAUCGUGACGCCAUGGGAGCAAAAAGAGAGGAAAGUCAUUCUUUUGAUGAAGCUAUUACAAAGAAUCUCGCCAAGCAAUAUCCAGGAUUUCUUCAGAGUUCUGAAAAUGACAGGGAAAUGCAAAAUGUGCGAACACCUUGAGAAAGAAUUGGAGGCCAAUGGAUUGCUAUGCGCAACAGCUGACAGAGAGAAGCAGGAAGAUUCGAAACCUGAGAGAUAUCACAAAACACGUGAUGGAGGCAGAAGAGAUGUUUCAAUGGAAAAAGAAACGAAGAAAGGGACUGCAGCGGGCGUGGUCACUGUGGGAGCCGGCGCGGGGAACAUGGUGCUCGACUCUUUCCUGGGAGCCGGCAUGGGGCUCCACUUUGCCCUCGGUCUCGUGGGAGCCAUCGUAGGAGAUGCUGUUUCCUUCAUUACUUUUGGCUUUUCUGAUUGGAUUCGGAGAAAGAAGAACGUUUGGGUGACGUCCGAUGAAGAGUCAGAAAAAGUCCAUGUUAUGUACGAAUCGGAUCGACCCCGCAAUCAAGUUUCCAUUUGGGUGCAGGCGAAACGCAGGGGGAACUUUUUCUCCAGCACCUUACAGCUGCUGGAAAAUGGAAACUUCGUUCCCUCGGCGCUCGACGCCAUCCCGUCAUCAAAUGAAAUCACUUUCGCGCACGCAGCUGGACAGGCCAGGACGAACGUGACGCCACGGGACGGCUGGAAGAGUCAACAGAGCCGCUUAGAAACAGGACGAGCCUUGAGACCCGGAGUUCUGGAGCUUAGAGUCCCGAGAGGGAUGCGGGCCGGCCGGAUCAGCCCGACGCGACCCCAGGUCCAGCGAUCGAGUUUCGGGAGGUCCGGGUUCUAUUCCCAGCCGUUCCCUGGUAUUCUUUCGUCCUCUCGAGCCAUCCAUCUCCUCCUCCUACAGAUGACGGCUCGAGAGCGAAAGACAGACAUCCAGAGCAAGGCAUGA
Darwinula stevensoni is the source of this 2283-nucleotide messenger RNA. The record is from the annotation of a GenBank genome assembly. Lineage: Eukaryota; Metazoa; Arthropoda; Ostracoda; Podocopida; Darwinulidae.